AUGCUCGCAUUUAUCCAUCCAUUUUCUACCGCUUAUUUCCUUCAGGGUGGCUUUGGGCGCUGGAGCCUAUCUCAGCUACAAUCGGGCCGAAGGCGGAGUACACCUUGGACAUUUCGCUACCUCAACGCAGUUGGUUUAGUGUGUGAGGACGACACAGGACCACUGCAGAGGUUUGCUGUCUCGAGCCAAUGGUUGACCUUUCACCUCCAGCAGCUGCAGACAGAGACUGAGCACGAGCUCAGCAGCUUAGAGAAGAAGAACUUGCAGUUUGAAGGGCGUCUGCUCCAACUGACCUCCAAGUUGUUUGUGCUGCAAGAGAAGAAGAAACAAAUCCAGCGAGAAGUCCCAAGUAACUCCAGCCUUCAGACGUCCGCUGAGCAGUUGUGUGCUUGUCAGGAGCUUCAGGCCUCAGUUGCUGAGAGUUUGGUCCAGUUGGAGAGUGUUGUGUUUCAAAAGGAGGCACUGAGUGCGCUCCGUGACCUUCUGAGGCAAGACCUGCACAGAUAUCAGGAGAAACUUACGAGGCUAACAAGUUUGACAGCAACCAUACGCAACCACUUGCACAAGUCCAAAGAAGAAGACGACAACCCGAGUGUCCCCAGCAUGCAGGAAAAGAAUGAGACAGUGCAUCAAAGUGUCAUGCAAACGCCAGAGUCCCCUUCCCGCUUGCCUCUUAGUCCUCUGCAGACCAGCAAGAAAGGAGAGGCCAAUCAGAACUGGAGAGCCAGUCAGAAGAACACGGGCCUCUCGAAUCUUCAGCGAGCUGGCAGUGUCAAAGAUCUAAUCAGUAAAUUCUCUGGUCCAGAUUGCGACUCGUAUCUCAGGUCUCCCCAUAGUCUUUGUCCUGCGGCAGGAAGAGCUCCAAAGCCCACUUCCUCUGAGACUACCUGUCCUCCAAAGUCAAAGUCGGGUCCGACCGUUAUCGGUCAAGACCACAAGCCAGUUCCAAGCAUCUCUGGGACUCCUGUGUCCAAGGAAGAUAGUCGGAGUGCGGCGGUGUCGGCUCAGAGAGUCGUCCAAACUAGCCAGAUCACCGCAAGGAUUGAUUGUCCAGUAGGGAGCGGCGGUGAGAGGACAGAUUCAAACAAAAGCCCAGACUCUGGUAGAGAUUCGGUGGCGGACUCUGGGAUGGGAUCGGAGCCUGAAAGUGAUGCCAACAAGCAGCCGGACAGCCUGUCAGAGGAGGAGCCCUCCUCCACCCCCCGAGUGGUGCCACCCAGCCCCAAGUAUCAGAUGUUCCUUGACAACGAGCUGAAGACCAACGGCUUGAGCAGCAAGGAUGCAGAUGGUCUGGGAGGCGGGGGUCUGCUGGGGGAGAACGGAUCCAAGCUGUCCCGGUGGGAGACCACCAGACCGGGCAGCUACCUCGGGUCCUUGGAGUCCAUCGCCUCGCGGGACCUGGACUUUGAUCGGGCAAAUGUGGUGGAAAACUCCAGUCGAGUCUUCAACAGUCCUUACGGCAUGAACAUGAACACACACCACUUGCCCGGAAUGUCUCCUGCCACCUCAGAGUUGAACCUGCACAGCUACAGCCUAAGAGACAGUCCAGUGCCGAUGUCAGGUCCCAACCUCCUCCCGCCUCGCACGCGAUACUCCGCCUACGACGCUCUGAUGAAGAGGAGGAACGACAUCCCCAACCCCGCGGCUCAAAACCACUACAGCUUACGAUCCUCCACCAUGGGCGGCCUCAACAGGAAAGACUUCAUUGAGGAACUGACCAAACAGUUGGAUGGCUGUCACAAGCGUAAUCAGUUCCUGGAGGCCGAGAGUGUGGAGAUGGAGAAAGAGAGGAACCAGAUCAGGUUUGAAAUGCGUGGCCUGCUGGUGAACAACGAAGACCUGCUGAGGACCAACACUCAGCUGGCCAAUGAGAUGAAAAGAAUGAGAGAGCAGAUAUUAGAGAUGGAGAGAACCAACCAGGUCCUGGCGGAGAAACACCGGGAGAUGGAGAUGGAGGUGAAGCAGGCCCGCGACAUGAUGCUGGAGGCCAACACCCAGGAGUACGCCUUCAACUUCCUCCAGCAGUCCCUGAAAAACCAGAUCCAGGAUGCUGAGGAGAACCUGGAGAAGCAAACUCUGCAUUCUCAGUCUCUGGCGGAGAAACUGUGGCUGGCAGAGAGACAACUGGAGGAGUUGGAAGUGGACAAGGACAGCAAAUACAAGAAGACCUCAGAACUCAACAACACCAUCCUUAGACUGGAAGCAGAGCUGGCAGAGGCCAUGCAGGCGUCCUCCCAGCACUCAGCAGAGUUACACCUGCAGCAGAAGUUGCGGCAGGAGGACCAGAUGAGGGUGGAGGAGCUGGAGGAGACCUUGCUGGAGAAGGAGCAGGAGCUGCAGAAGUACCAAGCCAUCGCCAACCGCUUGCAGGGAGAGGUGUCGGGCAAGCUGAUUGACAAAGAACGCACGCUGGAAGAGGAGAUCCAGCUGCGGGAGAGACUGCAGCUGCAGUGCAAGCAGGCGGAGAGGACUGUGGAUGAUCUCCACAUGGAGCUGCAGGCCACCAUCCAGGCCAGAGAUGACCUGGCCAAGCAGUUCAAACAGGCUCAGGAGAAGCUGCUGGACCUGGAGAGCGACGUGGAGGAACUUCACGACAGCGAGCAGAGAUGGGCUGCCAAGCACAAGAGAGCCAUUGAUCAGAUGGAGCAGCUGCAGAUUAAAGUCAUUCAGGAGAAAGAUCUGAACGACCAGCUGGAGACGGAGAGAAACAUCCUGGAGAGACAGUACCGCGAUCUCCGCGUGGAGUUGGACGACCUUCAGAGUUCCAAACCUUCGGACGAUAUCAUCUCCAAGUCGGAGAGCCGAGUCAAAGAACUGGAGAACGCUCUCAGGACUGAGGAGAGGAGUAAAGCUCUUCUUAACAACAGCAUUGGCAAACUGGAGAGGAGGAUCAAUGAACUGGGCGAUCAGAUGGAGGAGGAGCACAGGAUAGCCACCGAGCAGAAGGACUUGAUGGCCCAGAGGAUCCGCACCCUGAAGCGCCAACUCAACGAGACGGAGGAAGAGGCCAGCCGGAGAGACACACAGCUGCGUCACACUCAGCGGGAGCUGGCGGAGGAGAGGGAGUCCAAUGGACGACUGCAAAGGCAGCUGCUGGAACAACAUGUCAAUCGAAAGGAGACCCUGACUAUUCGUCACACUCUGGAUAACCUGUGGCUGGACCUCGGCGUGGACGUGGAUGGCGAGCUUGAGCAAGAACAGGAGGAGGAGAAAGUAGAGAAAGCGCCGGAACAGAUCAGUAAGGUCACCGAUGUUUAACUUGGGUGUGUUUAGGAAGAGGGAGGAAGAUUCCACAGCUUCUCUAUCAGUGCCUUCAACACUUAUCAGCAUCAGAACAUACUAGUAUUAAAUAUUCCAUGGUGUUUCCACUGGGUUAUUCUUGUAUUCCAAGGCCUUCUUCUUUUUAAGUAGGACUCACACAGGUGUGUAACAGGAAGUGUAUUGUACUGAGUCACAUGACAUAUCUGCAGGUCUGACACCAACAUGGCAGUCUGGAAUGUCAAAUGUUGAGCAGAAUGUUGCCUUCUUCAUUCUCAGUCACUCCGUUCAUUUGGAUUUUAGAUUUAAACGUAUAAAAAAAACCAUAAAAGCCUUGCACAAUUUACUGCAUCGACAAUUCUGCUUUUGCAAAGAGAAUACAGUGGAACCUUCUUCAGUCGACAAACCAUCUUUUCAAUGAACUCAAGUCCCGGUCCGCUGCAUUCUUACUAAAAAAAUAAACGUCAACAUACAGUAGAGACCAAAAGUUUAGACACACCUUCUCUUUCAAUACGUUUUCUUUAUUUUCAUGAUUAUUUACAUUGUAGAUUGUCACUGGAGGCAUCAAAACCAGAGAAUGAAGACGUGGAGUUAUGUACUAAAUAACUGAAUGGUAAAUAAAAUGGUAAAUGGGUUAUAGCACUUUUCUACCUUUAAGGAACUCAAAUGACAUUAUUUCCACAUUCACACAUACCUUCACACACUGAUGGAGGGAGCUGCCAUGCAAGGCGCCAACCAGCACUCAUCAGGAGCAAGGGUGAAGUGUCUUGCUCAAGGACACAACGGACGUGAGGAGGUUGGUAGAAGUAGGGGAUCAAACCAGGAACCCUCAGGUUGCUGGCACGGCCACUCUCCCAACCGUCAAAGACUUCCGGUCAUUUAAAAACCUGAGCUCACAUAACGGCAGCUACACUUUUUCCCAUCUUAAAGAUCUAAAAAAAAAAUAAUUUGAGAAUGUCCGGCGGGGGGCGUCGACUUAAACAGGUUCCACUGCAAUGCUCACUUUUGAUUGGUGCACUCAGAUUUAUUUAGUGCUGAACAACAGAAUAAAUCCUCUUUUAAAAAGCUAUAUUCUUGUUAGUAGUAUGGAAUAAAUACUUUAUUUACCAAACCAAAUUCUGCAAUCAAAAAUGUCUUUAGGGUGUGAGUUGAAAAUAUCCUUAAGAUAGUAACUUAGCGACCAUUGUUUGCUGAACAAAAACAAAAAAAAUGGUAUUUAAUGCAGUUUUGGCAUCCAUAAGUCCAGUAAAGAAAUGUUUUGUAAUGACAAUCUUUCGGUUGUUGACAUAUUUAAUAUGUUGCAGGGUUAGAAGAGAAAGGAGGGCAAAGUCCCACACGGUGUUUUAUACUCAAGGUAUCAGUUUGUUAUGUGGCGUAAAUAAACACAAUAUGUUGUAAUCACUUGAGCGGGUACACAUGAUUGUAUAUACUUCUAAAAUGCUGACUAAAUACUUUUUUGGGGGGUGUAGCUGCUGAGUGCAAGAACUUACUUAUUGUGUCUCAUAUCAAGAAAAGAAGGAUGUUAAUGUGCUUUAACAUCCAGACUGUAAAAUAAAAGGCUUAAGGAAGGACUAUUUGUUUAAAAAGUGCUUUGACAGUCGCACUGUUGACCUAAAGUCACCAAAGUCCAACUAUAUAUAUAUAUAUAUAUAUAUAUUUUUUACAGAAAUGCAAUAUUAUGAACCGAUAUUCAGAGAUACUCUCUGGAUUCUCUACUUUGUUUACAUUUGCUGGUGUUAGUUUACUGUUGGAAUAAUGUUGGUUUAUGCUAUAACUAUAAUAAUGUUGGUUUAUGCCAUAACUACAAUGUUGGUUUAUGCCAUAACUAUCAUGUUAUUACUAAUUUUUUUUCUGCAUCACACAAGCUAUUUGCAUUUAACGGUUCCUGUGUUUCUCCUCCACUCCAUCCCAUAAUUCCACUGGUUCUGAUUGAUAUUUAUUUUUGGUUUUCAAAUUCUGUCUUUGGUGAGAAUUUCCUGAAUAAAUUCUUCUCCACAGUAAA
Nerophis ophidion (straightnose pipefish) is the source of this 5260-nucleotide messenger RNA. RefSeq lists its product as uncharacterized. NCBI's taxonomy places the organism in Eukaryota, Metazoa, Chordata, Actinopteri, Syngnathiformes, Syngnathidae. The transcript has 22 exons. Gene Ontology annotation, cellular component: myosin complex. The coding region runs from base 1 to 3258 and encodes 1085 amino acids. The record is from RefSeq and is a predicted model, not a curated record.